This is a messenger RNA of Eurypyga helias (sunbittern), 471 nucleotides long. RefSeq names its product RAB29, member RAS oncogene family (gene RAB29). The record is from RefSeq and is a predicted model, not a curated record. Lineage: Eukaryota; Metazoa; Chordata; Aves; Eurypygiformes; Eurypygidae. Gene Ontology annotation, molecular function: GTPase activity; GTP binding.
UUUGCCCUGAAGGUGGUCCAGUGGUCAGAAUCGGAGACGGUACGACUUCAGCUCUGGGAUAUUGCAGGGCAGGAACGCUUCACGUCCAUGACCCGGCUGUACUACAGGGAGGCGUCAGCCUGCAUUAUCAUGUUUGAUGUCACCAACAUCAGCACGUUCAGCAACAGCCAGAAGUGGAAGCAGGAUUUGGACAGCAAGCUGCUGCUGCCGGACGGGAGCCCCGUGCCUUGCCUGCUGCUGGCUAACAAAUGCGACCUUUCCCCAUGGGCAGUGACGAGAGAUGAAGUAAAAAGCUUUUCUGGUUGGGUGGAGACGUCUGUCAAGGAAAACAAGAACAUUAAUGAGUCCAUGAGAGUCCUGAUUGAAAAGAUGAUGUCCUCAUCCACCGGGGAUGGAAGUUCCUCUGCUGCCGGGAGCGGGGAUUACAUUAACAUAAAAGAGACAUCCCCGCCAGGCUGGGCUUGCUGUUAG